AUGCAGAAAUUCAAACCAUCUCUACGACUCACCUCCGCCUUGCGAACGGUACGUCCUUGCACCACGCCCGUUCGUCACUACGCGACCGAAGCUCGGUUAACCACGGACCACGUCCGCAUCGUCGAAGUCGGUCCUCGAGAUGGCCUACAGAACGAGAAGAAGUCGAUAUCAUUGGAGACAAAGCUCGAGUUGAUUACCAGACUCUCAAAAACCGGCGUUACCACAAUUGAAGCUGGAUCUUUUGUGCCUGCAAAAUGGGUGCCGCAGAUGGCGAGCACGUCCGAAAUCCUCCAAUCCCUCCUCAAAACACCACCCCAAUCACAAAACCAAAUUGCAUACAACUACCUCGUCCCCAACAUUCGCGGCCUAGAGGACCUCGUCAAAGUUAUGGAAGCUGAAGGUGCAACGGCCGGAUCCAGAGAUGACCCAAACGCAAGCACCACCACCGAAAUCUCAUUGUUUGCGGCCGCAACAGAAUCCUUCUCCAAGGCAAACACAAACUGCUCAAUUGACGAGUCGAUAGAACGAGUAAGGCCGAUUGUCGCAUUGGCCAAGGAAAAGGAUAUCAGAGUUCGUGGCUAUGUGUCUGUUGCUUUGGGUUGCCCCUACGAAGGACCGGAUGUUUCGCCAGGCAAAGUCUCCGAAAUCACGGCGACGUUACUCGAAAUGGGCGCCGAUGAAGUUUCGGUUGCUGAUACCACUGGCAUGGGCACGGCGCCCCGCACAAUGGAGCUAUUGAAGGCUCUUUCUGCGGCGGGAAUCGCCAAUAGUGAUCUUGCGCUUCAUUUCCAUGAUACGUAUGGACAGGCACUUGUCAACACAGUUGUAGGGUUGGAGCAUGGAAUUAGAAUAUUUGAUAGUAGUGUCGGAGGCUUAGGCGGUUGUCCUUAUUCAAAAGGUGCUACGGGUAAUGUCUCCACAGAAGAUCUGGUGCAUACUCUGCAUAGCCUGGGAAUGCAUACGGGUAUAGAUUUGGAGGAGAUGUCGAGAAUUGGAGCGUGGAUUAGCGAGCAGCUCGGUCGCGCGAAUGAUAGUAGAGCCGGAAAAGCGACUCUAGCGCGUAUUUCUGGGGAGAAGAGCUGUCCUUGA
This is a messenger RNA of Talaromyces marneffei, 1089 nucleotides long. RefSeq lists its product as uncharacterized. Bases 1 to 1089 code for a protein of 362 amino acids. Gene Ontology annotation, molecular function: hydroxymethylglutaryl-CoA lyase activity. The transcript has 2 exons. Lineage: Eukaryota; Fungi; Ascomycota; Eurotiomycetes; Eurotiales; Trichocomaceae. Gene Ontology annotation, biological process: L-leucine catabolic process; ketone body biosynthetic process. The record is from RefSeq and is a predicted model, not a curated record.